Entelurus aequoreus (snake pipefish) is the source of this 6246-nucleotide messenger RNA. It is a transcript of the gene adam22, whose product is annotated as ADAM metallopeptidase domain 22. The record is from RefSeq and is a predicted model, not a curated record. The transcript is spliced from 31 exons. Gene Ontology annotation, biological process: proteolysis. The coding region runs from base 174 to 3062 and encodes 962 amino acids. Gene Ontology annotation, molecular function: metalloendopeptidase activity. Gene Ontology annotation, cellular component: postsynaptic density membrane. NCBI's taxonomy places the organism in Eukaryota, Metazoa, Chordata, Actinopteri, Syngnathiformes, Syngnathidae.
GCGCUCAGUACGCGCUCGGCGUUCCGUCUCUUCCGGACUCCCUCCUCCACCCCACCCCCAUUGGCCUCCCAUCACAGGGACCGCAGAACCCAGACUAGCAGCCUCCCCUUGCGAAGACAGGUCGAGCCCGCUCCUGGAUUACCGCAUUGUUUUGUCAUUUCCCAGCCACAGAGAUGGAGAGGAAGGAGAAAAUGGUGACGAUGAGGAUGACGAUGGUGCGCUCUCCAUGGUGGAUUUCCCUUUUGUGCGUCUGCGGAUUGAUGCACGUCGGUCACCAGAACAACCUCCAGCCCCUUAAUGGCGUCUCGUCGAUCUUCAAUGCGCCUCGUAAAGAAGGCAGGUUUCUGGGCAAGGAGGACACGCUGCCUGUCCGCCUGCUCUACAGCCGACACAACCACAGCCAGAUCGGCCACGAUCAGCUCAGCACCCGGGUGAGGGGCAGCCACGGAUCCCCGCAGAUGAACCACGUGGCCCAGGCCAGCUUUCAAGUGGAGGCUUUUGGCAGGAAGUUCACCUUGGAUGUGGAGCUAAACCAUGAUCUGCUGUCUUCAGAGUACGUGGAGAAACAUUUGUCAGCGGAAGGGAGGACAGUUGUCACCGCUGGAGGAGAGCAUUGCUACUACCAGGGGAAAGUCAGAGAUGUACCUCACUCCUUUGCGGCCCUCUCUACCUGCCAUGGACUUCAUGGAAUGUUCUUCGAUGGAAAUCACACCUACUUGAUCGAACCAGGCGGCGAGCGUGGCACCAACAAUGAGGAUGACAGUGUUCACACGCUGUACAAAUCUGGAGGACCAGAGAGACUUCUUCAUGAUCUCACUGUAGCCCUUCCAGAGCCACCAUUUCCCAGCCCUGUAUUGCCUGGAUCAAGGGAUGUUUACCGGAGAAAAAAGAGACAGGCUCUACGUUUGUCACGAAGUGUUCGGGAUGAGACAAAAUAUAUUGAGCUGAUGGUGAUCAAUGACCAUUUGAUGUACAAGAAGCACCGCCUCUGUGUCGGCCACACCAAUAACUAUGCUAAGUCAGUGGUCAAUAUGGCUGACAUGAUUUUCAAGGAACAGCUGAAUACUCGCAUUGUGUUGGUCGCCAUGGAAACCUGGUCCGCCGACAACAAAUUUAACAUCGACGACGACCCCAUAGUUACCCUGAGAGAGUUCAUGAAGUACCGAAAGGACUUCGUCACAGAGCGAUGCGAUUCUGUACACCUUUUUUCAGGAAAUCUCUUUCACAGCUGGAGCGGAGCGUCCUACAUGGGAGGUGUGUGCUCUCUCUCUAAAGGGGGAGGAGUAAAUGAGUAUGGAAAAACAGAUGAGAUGGCCAUAACUCUCGCUCAAUCCCUAGGGCAGAACAUUGGCAUCUUUUCUGACAAGAAGAGGAUCCUUAGCGGAGAGUGCAAAUGUGACGAUUACUGGUCAGGCUGCAUCAUGGAUGAUGUUGGCAUUCACCUGCCCAAGAGGUUCUCUGACUGCAAUGUGGAGGAAUACUAUAACUUCCUCAACAGUGGCGGGGCAGCCUGCCUGUUCAACAAACCCCAGAAACUGCUGGACCCUCCUGAAUGUGGAAAUGGCUUUGUGGAGCCAGGAGAGGAGUGUGACUGUGGCAGCCCACUAGAUUGUGCCAAAGAGGGAGAGAACUGCUGUAAAAAGUGCACCCUAACUCAAGGCUCUAAAUGUAGCGAUGGAUUGUGCUGCAAUAACUGCCAGAUGGAAUUCAUGGGGGUUGUAUGCCGGGAUGCAGUGAAUGACUGUGACAUCCCCGAAAACUGCACAGGAAUCUCCAGCCAGUGUCCACCAAAUCUGCUUAAGAUGGAUGGUUACACAUGUGAAAAAGACCAGGGGCGCUGCUUUAAUGGAAGAUGCAAAACCAAAGAUAAACAGUGCAAGUACAUUUGGGGCGAGAAGGCCACGGCGGCUGACAAGUUCUGCUAUGAGAAGCUCAACAUUGAGGGGACAGAGAAGGGCAACUGUGGGAGAGAAAAAGACACCUGGAUCCAGUGUAACAAACAGGACGUUCACUGCGGUUAUCUGCUAUGCUCCAACAUCUCGCCCCCUCCACGACUGGGAGAACUACAAGGAGGCCUAACAUCCUUUUCAGUGGCAAGACACAGUGGCUCACUGGACUGCAGUGGUGCUCAUGUGGUGAUCGAUGGAGACACUGACCUGGGCUAUGUGGAGGAUGGAACGGCCUGCGGGACAGACCACAUCUGUUUCAACCACAAAUGUCUCCCCCUCCAGCAGUUCAACUUUAGCAUCUGCCCCGGGACCACUGACAAAACCGUCUGCUCGGGACAUGGGGUGUGCAGUAAUGAGCUGAAGUGCGUGUGUUACCUGGGCUGGGCGGGAGAGGACUGUAACGCCACGUCGCCGCUCAGCUAUCUCGUAGUGGGACCCACAGCCUCUGUAUCAGGCAUUACCAGUACCAAUAUCAUCAUCUCUGCCAUCGUAGGCUCCAUCCUUUUCCUUGCCCUCAUACUUGCUGUGACAGCCUGGUGCUACAAGAGCUACAAGCAGAGAUGCUACGUGGAGUCUGAGGUCCACCGAAGAUUCUGCCGGCAAAUGCCCCCAGGUGACUAUGUAACAAAGCCCAGCGAUGCUGAUUCAUUUUACAGCGACAUGCCGCCCGGCAUGAGCACAAACUCGGGAUGCAGCUCCAAGAAGAGGUCAGCCUGCCUGUCACAUCUCCAGAUUUGUGCCCUGUCCUUCACUCCAUCCAUCCCAUCCAUAACUCAGAACAUCUCAGUGUUUGGCUUCAGGUCUAAUGGUCUCUCCCACUCGUGGAGCGAGAGAAUCCCAGAUGCCAAACACAUCUCUGACAUUUGCGAAAAUGGCCGACCGAGGAGCAACUCGUGGCAAGGGAAUCUCGGGGGCAAUCGCAAGAAACUGAAAGGAAAGAAGUUCCGUGCUCGCUCCAACUCUACAGAGACACUGUCUCCUGCUAAGUCCCCCACUUCCUCUACAGGAUCGAUUGCAUCCAGCAGGAGAUACCCUUACCCAAUGCCGCCUCUUCCCGAUGACCAGAGAAAAGCUAACAGGCAGAGUGCAAGGCUGUGGGAGACGUCGAUAUAAGAGCAGAGGAGAAGAAAACACAAUGUCACUGAAACACACACAAACACUAAAACAAUGAAAUGGAUUCCAAUCAGUAAAAGACUACAAACCGUGUUGAAAGAACCCAACGGAGGAAAGCAGCACACAUCUGAUCUAGUCUGGCCUGUCGGUGCUCAGACCACAACAUUGUCCUCCAUGUUUAUUUCUGCAUCUGUAGCUCAUUGGUGAGUGACAAAUACCGAAUGCAUGAAUUAACAAAGACACUUUGGACGCAUGUCAGGAGCAAACAUAAAUGAUGAAGCAUCUUUUCUCCUCCAUGUUUGUUUGUACAUAUAUAAAGACAACAACACUUUCUCUUUCUGUUUAAAUUGCUGGAACGUCUCAAGCCUCACGAAUGUAGAACCUUCUUAUGUCACAUUCCUGUGUCCAACAGGACCAACAUUUUUUUUACAUGCCAUUGUUACGUUUGGAUGUCCGACACCCUUUAAGAGGACAUGAAAAUGCACAAAACUCUUUGCUUGAUUCAGCGCUGGUCAAAGUUGUGUUUUUAUUGGCCCACAUUGCAAACAAAACAAAACAAAAAAUGUCGAGAAUGGCGCUUUUUAUUUUGCCUAUCCUUAUGAGAGAUAAGAAUACAUUUCUUCUCUUUUUGUGCAUUUUAACUUGUAAUAAUCAGCUCGUUGUAGGUGGCUAACAAUGCAGCAAAAGGGAGUUAUCCAUUCUGCCUCUAAAUCACUCUAAAAUUGCUUCUAAAAACCGCCAACUAACUAAAGAGUUAACAUACAGGAAACGUAGAAAAACCUCGCCUAGCUCACAGAGACACUCACAGACUAGGGCUGGGCGGUAUAUUACAGGUAUCUUUUGAUGUGCCUUUUUUACGGCCGUUUGCUAUUCUCUGCGCCUGACGGCUGCAGCACGGGGCAUUCCCUUUAGUUUCUCUGACGCACAAUGACUCAACACAACAAAAAAUGUUUUAGAAGAAUAUGGUGGCUCCGGUGUGACUCCUCGACUCCUGAGUGAUGCAAUGCAUUCGUCACUGAGGGAAAGAUGAAUGCAACAAUAUAGAGACAUUCCGGAUGAAAACCAAAGCUUCCAAUCCAACCUGAUGAAACUUGAGAGGUGCUGCAAAUAGGAAUGGGCAAAACUGCCCAAAGAUAGGCAUGUGAAGCUUGUGGCAUUGUAUUAAAAAAGACUUAAGGCUGUUACUGAAUCCACAAACUACUGAGCUUUGAAUACUCAUUAUGUACACGAGAUUUUUUUUUCAUUAUUUUUUUUUAUUUGUAGUACAUUUUCAAAAUUUAAAAAAAAGAAAAAAUGUGUCAUUGUGUUUAUGUGGUGUUAUGUGUAGAAUGUUGAGGACAAAAAAGAAUGUAUUCCAUUUUGGAAUAAGGUUGUAACAUAAAAUGUAGAAAAAGUAAAGCGCUGUGAAUACUUUCCGGAUGCACUGUAGGCGUCUCCCAUUAGCUGCAAUGUUAGCUGCAUCUUGCCAGCAUUUUCUUUUUUUAGGUUUAGAAUCCUAAAAAAAAAAAAAAGACUUGAUAGUUCUUGUUUCUCAAUGAUUGUGAAUGAGAGGUAACAUUCCAAAAAAGUGCAAUCCCCCUGUAAGCUGCAGGCUGUUUUGUACUUUAAAUGGGUCCUUUCCUACUUAAAGUAUUUUUACUCCUUGAACUUUUCCACAUUUUAUCUUGUCAAAGCCACAAACAUGAAUAUAUUAAAUGUGAAAGACCAACACAAAUAAUGCAUGAUUUUACAAUUACUUUGACAAAUAAGCAAAUAUUCAACAGGCUGUGUUUGUCAGUGCAAUUACAGUUGCAAGUCUUUUAUGAGCUUUUUUCUCUGGCAGAGUACUUUUUUUUAAACAUUUCCACACAUUAAAUCAAAGUAAAAAAAAAACUGUUUUUGGUUUUAAAGUGUGGACAAGUUCAAGGAGUAUGAGUAAUGUUUAAAAAUGGUGUAGUCUGUGCUCUACACAGUGGCAUGGAGACUUUCGUUUUCAUGCCACUCUUAAAAAUUGAGAAUAAUCAAGUUUGUGACAUUUCCACAACAUCUUUAAAAAUUCCUGUCAGACCUGUAGGAUGUCUCCAGCACCCUAACAAGGCUGAGUAGGCGUGGUCGGGGAAUAGGCUGCGGAGCAAAAAAAGAGAAGAAUGCAGAUUUGGAGAGUAUUUUAUUCAAAUAAAGUUAGUGUAGUGUUCCGCUGUGGUCCAAUAUCAUUUUAAAUGAACGGAAUAGGUCUCCUUUAAUUAUAUAGUAUGUCACUUCUUAGCUGGAAGGGUUCAUUUUAGCCUGUUUGAAAAAAUUUCAAAUAUCAAAUUGGCCGCCGCGUCCUUUGAUGUUUCAGUCUGCCAAGCCUCAGUGGAAAAAGUUUAGACACCCCUGAUGUAAUGAUGAUAACAUUUUGAGGAUAUCUUUAUUACAUAACAUGUACACUGCAUGUCGGCUAUCCCAUUUUGAACACAACCUCCAGGGAGUGCCACAAGUCAUGGGUAUAAUCAUUUUUACAUGUUUGCACAUAAUUAAUUCUGAAAGUCACAGUUUAUCCAUAAACUAUGACUUUAGAAAGACAAACAUGUGUUUUGUUUUGCUUGCAGCAGCAGUGUUGCUAUGGAAGUGUUUAGGAAAGAAAACAUGUCAAGGACGUACAAUUUUAACGAUGCAUUUGUUGUUUUGUUUAGCACCUUUGAAAUUCAUGUCUUCAUUAAGCUUAGACAUUAUAAUGUAAAAGUCAACAUACUGGAUUCAUAUAGCUACUAAUAGUAUAUUUUCAUUAGGUACCUUUGUAUUGUUCACUUUUUUGUCUUUACAUUAUGUACAGCAGUGACUCACUCAGUCAUUAAGUGCUCUACUACUGUAUAUAUGUCUUUGAGUGGGGAUUUUAUUUUUCAUAUUGUUUGUUGGUGUUAAAAAUUUGCUAAUUUGCCUUUUAAAAUAAAAUGUGUCCAGCAUCUGGCAUCUCUAAUUUGAAUCAUUAUUAUUAUCAAUAAUAAUAAUAAUAAUAAUAAUAAUAAUGCACUACAUUGAGUCAAGAUGUUGGUAUGGAUGUCAUGGACCUAAUUCAACAUUGACUGCCUGGUUCAUUGAAUGUAAUCCUGAAUACACAUAAAAUUAAUUCUUUAUUUUAAUUUUCACUCUAAGCUCUGCCCACAUGUCCUGAUAAAAAACACUUUUUUAAAAUAGUUUUUGCUUGUACAAAUGCAAAAAUCAC